AUGUACGGAGCCAACGACGAGCUGUCCCUAGCGGUCGAUGCGUUUCUUACAGAAGCCAUGGGUCGUAAACAGACACAAUCGCAGGGUCAAUCAGAUACCUCUCGAAGAGGUUCUGGUUCUGCAACCUCACAGCCGGCUCCUCAGAGUGACAAGUCGUUUGAAUGUACUCAUCCGGGCUGUAGCAAGAAGUUCACCCGCUCCGAACACCUACAGCGACAUGCUCUCAAUCACUUGCCGGGCGGCUCUUCAUGUGACAUAUGCCGUGCACACUUCAAACGGCCUGAUUUGCUGAGGCGACAUAUGGAAAGACAUCGCCAGAAGGAUCUAGAGGCUGGAGGAACCGGUUUCGGCGUUCUCGAUACACGCAAGAGAUCCUGGGAAGCACCCGACGGUACGGUCGUUGAAAAGCGACCGUGUCGAAACAGCAACACGAAAGCCAAGACUGCAAAGGGUUCGCGACAGAACUCUCAAGAAACACAACAAAUCCCAUCUCCAGAAUCAGACCAAGCAGAUAAUAUAAGGACCCAAUCCCCUGGGCUGAUCAAUUGGGGCCAUAGCGAAGGCCAGUCAGUGCAUGGAGUCAAUCUUCAUUCCUCGUCCGACUUGCACAUUGAAGACUCCAUCUUUGUUCACUCCGCGGGUGAACUUAUUACAGACGACCAGUUAGCCAGCUUGACCAACUCAACUGACCCAUUUGGCCACGGUGAAGGCAUAGGCGACUUCUCAUUCGACCAGCUUGACCCUCUACUCCUCAACGAGUCGUUCGUGGAUAACACGGCACUUGAUUACACGCAAAACUUUCAGCCAGAUACCGCCAGCUCGUUUAACAUGCCCUAUACGACUGCGUUGGAUUACAACUGGCUGUUUAACAUGAACUUGAACCCAACAUCAACACCUCUUACAAAGGCAAACGAGCAGCAUAUACCACCCGCCCAAAUGCCGGAGCCCGUCCAGAUAUUAUCACCGGACUCUAUCAAUAGCACACGCCGUUGGUCUGAGUCGGUACAAUCUCACAACAGUGAUACGAGGCAAGAUGCACCUGAUCCACGAACCGCCGUCUUGAACCAUAUCAAGACAACUACAGAGAGCCUUGUCAGCUCUACAACUGAUUAUACAACGCCAACACAACAUAAAAGUGCCAAAUCAUUAAAGUCUCACGGCGCCCAUGAUCAACAGCACGUCGAGGAACCACAGUUCAACAGGCCAUUCUCGAUGCUUGACAAAGGUCAGGCGAUACCAAAGAUUGACGAAAGCGUACACAAACGAAUCCUUCAAGUCGUCGAGACUGCAAACCCAUCUUUACCUGAUUCUCGUCACUCCGUGUGGGAUGAGCCACUACUGUCCCGAGACUCCCUACAAACGUACCUAGAAUUGUUCUUCGUAAAAUUCAAUACUGCCUACCCACUCAUGCACCUUGCAACCUUUGAUGUGGCCAGAAUGGAGCCUUUGCUUCUCAUCUCCGUUCUCCUUCUUGGCGCAACAUACUCUUCCAAAGACGCCCAUCAGCUGGCUGUGUGCAUCCACGAUGUUAUACGGCCUAGCAUCUUUUCUCAUGCCAGUUUUUCAGCUCGUGCAGAACUUUGGACUCUGCAGACUAUCCUUCUAGUGGAAUGCUUUGGAAAGUCUCGAGCGGGACAGAAGCAGCACGACAUGAGCCAUCUCUUUCAUGGGCUUCUUAUAAAUCUUAUUCGCAGAUCCGACUGCCAGUCGGUCCGCCCUCAAGGGCCGCCUGUUGACUCCGCCGAUGCAAGAGAGGGUGUAGUUCGAGAGGCUUGGAGACGAUGGGCCAUUGCAGAACAAAAGAAACGUCUCGCACUUCUGUGCUUCAUGUGGGAUACACAGCAUGCAGUUCUGUUCUGCCAGAGCCUGUGCAUGUCUGCAUUUGAGCUUCGCCUUGAACUGCCAUGUAGCCAAAGAAUAUGGGAAGCUUCAGAUCCAACAUCGUGGGCAAUGGCAUGGCGCUCAUCAGCCUGCGGUUCCCAGCAAAACUUCUACCUUCCCAGCCUCAAAUCAUACCUCGGGCCAUCAGUGCCGCGUCCAAAAGCAUUGACAGGACUGUCUCAUGUACUUAUGCUGCAUGGCUUGAUGUCCAUCGCUUGGGAUAUGCAGCGACGCGAUCAGACAUCGCUCGGAGUAGUGGAUGGUGAUGGACCCGGAUCCAACUGGCGGAAGCUCAUAGGGAACGCUUAUGACGCGUGGAAGAAGGAGUUUGAUGCUUACAUAACCUCAAUUAUUUCUCGACUCCAGAAUACACCUGAGGAUCAGGCCAGAAGGAGCGAGUACGUAGCAUUUGCCACUGCAUACAAUGCUUUGUUUCACUCAGCACAAGCACUUCUUCAUAUGGAAUUUCUCGAUAUACAGAUUUACGCUGGUGCUCGCCAUAUCUUGGGCCGACCAGUCCAGCAGAAGGACUAUCGUCGCUCCGCAAAAGCGGUCAAACAGUGGGCUUCAGUGACAGAACGACCAGGCAAAAAUCAACCUUCAGACGCCGAACAUACUACGAGAAGCCACAAGAGGCCAGCAUGUGUGGCUGCAUGGCAUGCAUCACGGCUGCUUCAUGAAAACACGAAAGUGCUUACUCGGUCAGACGCAAUGCAGCUUUUCCACGUCCCCUGGUGUCUAUACCUUGCAACUCUUGCAUGCUGGGCAUUCUGCCACGGUCAGCCCAAUAGAGGAGGUAUGCUUGAUAUAGACGAUGAUGCUGAUGAUAGUGAUGACGAGAGUGAUGAGAUCAUCUGGAAUCCUCGAGGAGAAAUGCAUAAUCUCGUGUCAACAAUGGCCCAGAAUGGGCCUGAGGAUAUGGAUGUGAAGCCAGGUCAACAGCGACAGAUCGUGGGGCUCGUUUGGACUAUGGCUGAGACCCUGAGCAAGGUUCGGUGGGGGAUCUUGCAUGCUGGCGUUGUUGUGUUACGGGGGUUGAUACCGCAAAGACUCAUCAACCAGUAUGAUGAGCCUCAUGAUGAUGCUUUUUGA
This is a messenger RNA of Fusarium fujikuroi IMI 58289, 2973 nucleotides long. RefSeq names its product related to C2H2 zinc finger protein. Bases 1 to 2973 code for a protein of 990 amino acids. Gene Ontology annotation, cellular component: chromatin. Gene Ontology annotation, biological process: regulation of transcription by RNA polymerase II; DNA-templated transcription. NCBI's taxonomy places the organism in Eukaryota, Fungi, Ascomycota, Sordariomycetes, Hypocreales, Nectriaceae. Gene Ontology annotation, molecular function: zinc ion binding; DNA-binding transcription factor activity, RNA polymerase II-specific; RNA polymerase II cis-regulatory region sequence-specific DNA binding. The record is from RefSeq and is a predicted model, not a curated record. The transcript has 3 exons.